UCAUCAUACAGCGAUGUUCAUCAAUCUCUAGACAACUUGUGGGCUGAAAAGCAAGGAUCGCAAGAUGUCCAGGAGGAUUGUCCUGACCUGCCUGGAGAAGAGCCUCAUCCUUCUGUUUGUGGCCAUGACUGCAGCCUGCAUCGGCCUGGUUGUGAUUUAUGCCACCGAGAAAAAGUCAUCUACUGGCCCAAGUGAAGGAGGUGAGGGAGGAGUAGCGAAGGAUUCAGGAUGUGGGAAUCCGGCAGAGCUGAUCGGCGAGACAGGAGAGUUCAGCAGCGUAAAUUACCCCAGCCGCUACGACAAUGGCAAGAGCUGCAGUUGGACCAUCACUGUGGACAGCAAAAAGGUGAUCUUUUUGUGGUUAAAAGACUUCUCUCUGGAGGAUUCAGACUCAUGCAGUUCAGACGCCCUCACACUCCAGGAUGAGUUGGGGAUCAUCGGAACAUACUGUGGUUAUUCCAGCCCCAAGGCGAUUAUGUCACUGGGAAGCAGUUUAAAGGUGCACUUCGAUACAAACGAUAAAUACACAGAGAGAGGAUUCAAAGCUGUGUAUCGUGCUGUGGACCCUGAUAAAGUCACCGAUUUCGUUGGCGCUGGUGGUGUUUUACAUGGUGAUUACGGGGAGCUGAUGACCCCAGGCUUCUCAGAAAGGAACUAUGUGAACAAUGUUUUGUACCAGUGGAAGAUAAUAGUCCCCAAUGGAGAGAAGGUUCGACUCACCUUCAUGGAAUUUGACCUGUUCCCAGAAUUCUGCACUGACUUUGUAGAUGUCUUUGACGGUCAUCCAGAUGGUGCCAGUGCUCCUAAACUUGGUCACUUUUGUGGGAACAAGGUGCCCGAACCAGUGGUGUCUAGGAGUAAUGAAAUGGUGGUCAGAUUUAAAAGUGAUUCUAACCACAAUGCGAAGGGUUUCAGAGCCGUUUACACUGUCGCAAGUGCUCCCCCUGUUACAACUACCACCACAAAACCUACCACCAGCACCAGCCCAUCUACCACUCCUGGACCAACAGAUUCAGGUUGUGGCUCUCAGGGGAACCUGUUCGGUCGGAAAGGCGAGAUCAACUCUCUGGCGUUUCCCGAUGCCUAUCCUGCAAACCUGCAGUGUUCCUGGAACAUCAGCGUGCCUGAGGGCUUUCUUGUCAAACUGCACAUCACUGAUUUAGCCAUCGUGGGUGAAGCAGGACAGUGCGGUCAGGACAAACUCACCAUCACAGACAGCCAGCAGUCACUGGGCGUGCACUGCGGCUUCGUCCUUCCUCCUGUGCUCAUCAGUGUCAGUAACGAGAUCUCUGUAAAUUUCCAGUCUGAUGGCCGUCUGGCUGACCGCGGUUUCUCUGCUAGGUGGGAGGCUGCGUACGCAGAGGACAUUGCUGAAAUCCAAGGCUGUGGUGGUUUCUCCAGAGAGGAGACCGGAGUCAUCAAGUCUGACAACUGGCCCAUGAACUAUGUCUCCAACAGAGAGUGUAUGUGGAGGGUGCAGGUGCCCAAGGGCAAAACCAUCACGCUGACAUUCACCCACUUUGACUUGGAGGCUGCGGGUUUGUUGAGCCCCUGCCUUGACAACGUGGUUAUUUAUGAUGGUGCACAUGACACUGCUAAGAAAUAUGGACCUUACUGUGGCAGCAAACUCCCCCCUGUUAUCAAGACGACAGGAAGCGAGCUGGUGAUGCGUUUCCAUACUGACUUUUUCAUGGAGGAGAAAGGAUUCAGAGCGUACUGGAGCACAAAUCCCACAGAGCCUGCUCCCACUGAAGCGCCCGCACCGCCAAACCCAUGGGACGACAUCCCUAUCGAUUGGCCGGAGACGUGCGGAAGCCCGAAGGUUCCCCCUGUGGUGAACACUCGCAUAGUGAACGGUGAACCGGCCAAACCUCACUCCUGGCCCUGGCAAGUGUCCAUGCAGGUUUGGCCCGAGUCCUCUCCCACGCCUGCUUUCUUCCACACAUGCGGUGGCACUCUCAUCCAUAAGAACUGGGUUUUAACUGCUGCACACUGCUUCAUCAGGUACGCAGAUCAACUUCAAAGAUGGCAGAUGUGCCUGGGCAAACACAACCUGACCCAGUCUGAGACAGGCGAGCAGUGCUACGGUGUUCUGGCCAUCCAUCGGCACGAGAGCUUCAAGUACCCCACAGUGCCCAGUGUGGAGUUCGACAUUGCCCUGGUGCGUCUGGACGGAGAGGUCACCCAGACAGAGCACAUCGAUUUUGCCUGCUUGCCCUCAGUCGAGGAGAUGCUUCCAGGAGGAAAGAAAUGCUACGCUACAGGCUGGGGAGAUGAAUCAGGCAACUCGACGGCUCCUAAAGUGGCAGAGACUCUGAACCAGGUGGCUCUUCCCGUGGUUCCCUUUGAUACCUGCAAGCGCAUGGACUACUGGUGGUUCCAGGUCAAGACAUCGAUGAUCUGCUGUGGAUACACUCUCCCUGAAGAGCUCAAGUCUGUGUGUCAGGGAGACUCGGGCGGUCCCCUCGUGUGUCAGGACAACCCCUCGGCCCCCUGGGAAAUCCACGGCAUCACCAGCUUCGGACCUAUCGGCUGCAUCAUGGAUAAAAAGCCCAGUGUGUUCACUCGCUCGUCUGCCUAUCUGUCCUGGAUUGAGAACAUCAUACGCAGGGAGAUCUACCACCUCACCACUUCUGGUUGUGGUGGGCCGAUGGACCAGACUGGCCCUGCAGGUGUUUUGGCCUCAAUGAAUCACCCCAAGAGUUAUAAGAAUGAAGCCCAAUGCCGCUGGAACAUCCGUGUACCCGCAGGCAAACGCGUGCAACUUCACUUUGAAUCGUUCUCAGUACAGGAGAGCCAGAUGUGCCUGAGUGACAGCGUCUCCAUCUCAGACCACAUCAGCCCUCUGGGAACACGCUGUGGUGCAUAUCCUCCAGGAGAUGUGGUUUCUGCUGGUGAAACACUGACCGUCCGUUUCUCCUCCAAUAACAGAGUGGUGGACACAGGUUUCAGAGCCACAUGGAAAGCUGUGAACCCGACUGAUAUCGACAUUGCCUGUGGUGGAGAGUUCACCAGCCAGCAGGGGGAGCUAGUCUCACCCAACUGGCCAAAUAACUAUCCAAACCAAACCGUCUGCACGUGGAUCAUCUCGAGUCCGUCGGCCAAGAGUCUACACAUCGUCUUCACACAUUUUGAGCUGCAAGCAGUUAACAUCCUGGGCAAGUGUGUGGACUUUGUGGAGGUGUUUGAUGCAGCUGGAAAUUCACAAGGUCAGUUCUGUGGAUACGUUCCACCAAAAAUAAAUAUCUCUGGAGACAAAGCCACCGUGCGCUUCCUUACCAAUGACGCACAACAGCAGAAGGGUUUCCGUGGUUACUGGACUACCGAUCCGAGUGUGUUUCCCACCCUGGCACCUCUGCCGCCAAACCCGUGGGACAGCGUGAAGAUCGACUGGCCUGCAGAUUGUGGGUCUCCCGCAGUGCCUCCAGUUACCUCUGUGAUGAGGGUCGUUAAUGGAAUAGAGGCUAAACCUCAUUCCUGGCCAUGGCAAGUCUCUAUGCAGGCCAAAAUGCUUCCUAUUCUGCCUUUCCAACAUGCUUGUGGUGGCUCAUUGAUCCAUGAGCAUUGGGUCCUGACUGCUGCCCACUGUUUCUCACAAGUCUCAGUUCCUAGUUCUUGGCAGAUGUGUUUUGGGAAACACCACAUAAACGCCAGUAUAGAUGGACCCACAGAGGUUUGCGUUCCUGUGAUCGCCAUUAUCUCGCACAAAGAUUUCGUCUACCCCGAGAUCAAUGAUGUCAUCAAUGACAUUGCCUUGGUGCGUCUGGCCAAGCCCGUGUCCAUGACUCGGGAGAUCAGUCCUGUGUGUUUGCCUAAACCCGAGUCCCUAAUGCCUGCUGGCCACUUCUGCUACGUCACUGGUUGGGGAGCUGAGAAAGGUAGUAUAAUUCCUGUGGUGGCUAAGAAACUGAACCAGGCUCCUCUUCCUAUUGUCUCCUACGAGACGUGCAGUAAACCAAACUACUGGUGGGACAAUGUGCGGCCUUCGAUGGUAUGCGCUGGCUACGAGUCUCCUGAUGAGCUCAAAUCUGCCUGCCAGGGUGACUCAGGUGGGCCAUUCGUGUGUAAACCAGCUGCCACUGGCUCCCUUUGGGAGGUGCACGGAGUGGUGAGCUUCGGCCCUCGUGGCUGCAUCAAGGACAAAAAGCCGUCCGUGUUUACUCGAGUCUCAGCUUUUACCCACUGGAUAGAGGACAACGUCAAGCGAUACGUCUAUGAAAACACUCCAGCUGCUUAAAUCUGAGCAAGAACACACGGGAAUAAGCUGUCCAUGGCUUUCUCACUUUAAUUAUAUAUUUAAUUAUGAUUAUUACUAUUGCUUUAUUAAUAUUUAUUUAGAAUAAUAAUAUUUAUUCUAACUGACAAUUUCAUGAAUAUGUCAAAACUUACGUCUAACAGUGGAAGCAUAAAGCUUCAAGGGAAAUAAAAUAACCUCUCACUUUAAUAAAACUCUUUUUUAUG
Messenger RNA from Clarias gariepinus (North African catfish), 4461 nucleotides. RefSeq lists its product as uncharacterized. Gene Ontology annotation, molecular function: serine-type endopeptidase activity. NCBI's taxonomy places the organism in Eukaryota, Metazoa, Chordata, Actinopteri, Siluriformes, Clariidae. Gene Ontology annotation, biological process: proteolysis. The transcript has 25 exons. Bases 65 to 4237 code for a protein of 1390 amino acids. The record is from RefSeq and is a predicted model, not a curated record.